GAAGCGCCUGAAGUGUCCGGAGAGCUGAAAAGAGGGACGAUUGUGGUCGGAAUCGACGACAGCGAGCACAGUUUCUACGCGCUUCAGUGGAUCCUCGGCCACUUCUUCGCCGGCGGGGGUGCUGCUGGUUAUAAGCUGGUCAUUAUCCACGCCAAGCCGUUCUCUACCUCGGUCAUCGCCAUAGGAGGCCCCGGAGUUGCUGAUGUCCUUCCUUCUGUAGAGUUAGAUUUGAAAAGAAUAGCUGCUAGGGUGAUUGAGAAGGCUAAGGAGCAUUGUGUUGCUAAUUCGGUAUGAUUUUGCGUUCUAUCUUGAUACGG
Dendrobium catenatum is the source of this 317-nucleotide messenger RNA. RefSeq lists its product as uncharacterized. NCBI's taxonomy places the organism in Eukaryota, Viridiplantae, Streptophyta, Magnoliopsida, Asparagales, Orchidaceae. The transcript has 2 exons. The annotation marks the transcript as partial. The record is from RefSeq and is a predicted model, not a curated record.